AUUCAACAGCGACUAUUCACUCCUAGUUUGUGAUUUUAAUGUAGCUCGGCAGCUUAGUUGCAGAAUGAGGACGAAGCCACGGGCAGAGACAGUGGCCUGGGAGUCUAAUCCGAGGGCACCUGAGGAGGGAACAGCUGUGCUAGCAGAGGAGACAUGAUGCUGGGAGCGGGUCAGAGCUGCAGAGGGAUGACGACGCUGCUCCGGUAUUUUAACAACAAUCACCUCUUCCCUUGAUGGUGAGUUAGCUCGUGGAGUUAGCCGCUGCCCCCGGGCUGUGAAACCAGGUGUCCCGGCUGAAUGACUGAGGUCCUGCGUCCUUCUUCUCAGGCUGUCAUCCAUCCAUUCAUCCACUCAGCAGCCGCAGCUGACAGCGCAGCCACUUCCGGGCUCUGCACAAAGAGCUCUGUCCUCCCUCAAAUACAGGAAUCCCGAGGGCGAUGGUGAUUCGGACCAUUUAGAUAGGAUAUGAACCUAUGGAGCUGUAGGGACUGGCUGAUCAUGUGGACAGUGAUAACAUAAUCAGUGCUUUAGGAUCUUCCUAUCUGAAGGAGUGAGUAUUUACUACUCCUCUGGGUAUUCAGAGCCUAAACCAGUUUGUCCCACAGGAAGAACUGUGCAGUUAACUUAUCCACCUGCAGCCACCACAUCUGGGUGUGUGUGCUCCACAGUGAAGGCAGGAUAGAUUAACUGACUAAAGGUGGAGACAGAUCUGUGCUCGGAAGAAUUUCCCUGCUCCCUUUCAGUACUUUAAGCUCCCACCGGUGGAAACUCUGCCACAAUGACUACAGACUGGGGUGAGAAGUCCACAGCGGACCUCAUGAGUAGGUAUGACUCCAAGGAAAUGGGAUGUGGAGUACCCAACGAGGGCUGGCGGAUCUGUCUGGCUCACGAGUUCAAGGAAAAGAGAAAACCCUUUCAAGGAACAGAUGUGUCGCUGUCCAACAUCUGGUAUCACCUCGGCCUCGGAGUCAGGUAUCUAAAGUGGUGGUACAAGAAGACCCAGGUGGACAAGAAGGUUCCAUUCAUUGAUAUGUUCGGUGCCCAACCCCUGCGUCAAAUAUAUGGUGCUCCACUUGGUGGUAUUGGAGGAGGAACCAUCACUAGAGGCUGGAGGGGGGAGUUCUGCAGAUGGCAACUUAACCCGGGAAUGUACCAGUACAAAACUGUCACAGCAAAUCAGUUCACAGUUUGUUUGCGUCGAGGAGGACAAACAGUUUACCAGCAGGUGCUUUCUGUAGAGCGGCCGCCCACGUUACAAGGCUGGAACUGGGGCUACUGCGGGGAGUACGCCUUCUACCACGCCCUGUACCCUCGUGCCUGGACUGUCUACCACCUGCCAGGGCAGAAUGUCACCCUGACCUGCAGACAGAUUUCCCCUGUCAUCCCCCACGACUACCAGGACUCCAGUCUCCCAGUGGCCGUGUUUGUGUGGGACAUAGAGAACAAGAAUGACUAUGACCUAGACGUCUCCAUCAUGUUUACCAUGGUCAAUGGAUCCGGGCACAAGAAUGACAAGAGCGGAGGACACUGGAAUGAACCUUUCCAUCUGGAGAAGGAGGGGGAGACGGUGUCUGGGGUCUUGUUGCAUCACUGCACCACAGUGAACCCUUACACACUGUGCAUCGCAGCCCGAGAGCAGCCGGACAGGAAGGUCAGUCACCAGACAGCGUUCAGUCCAAAGGGAACCUGCAGCGCUCUGUGGAGUGACCUCAUCACUGAUGGACGACUGGACUCUCCGACAGGUUCCAGCCCUCCGACCGCAAAGGGAGACACGGUGGCAGCAGCGUUGGCGGUGAGCUGCUCAGUGCCGGCUCAGAGCCAUAACACCCUGGAGCUCUGUCUGGCCUGGGACAUGCCCAAUAUCACUUUCGGCUCCAGAGAGAGGGAACACAUGAGGAGAUACACUCGUUUCUUUGGGACCAAAGGGGACGCGUCCCCCUCUCUCAGCCACUACGCUCUGACACAUUACAAACAGUGGGAGAGGAGUAUCGAGGAAUGGCAGAGACCAAUCCUGCAGGACAGUUCUCUACCCUCCUGGUAUAAAUCAGCCCUGUUCAACGAGCUGUACUUUGUGGCGGACGGAGGGUCAGUGUGGACGGAACUAGGAGAAGACGCAGACGUCAGUGGCGGCGUCCGCAGCGAGGACGGGGGGCUUCCAGCUCAGCCUGCUGUCGUCAAAGAGUACGGUCGUUUUGCCUACCUAGAAGGUCAAGAGUACAGAAUGUACAACACAUACGAUGUGCACUUCUACGCUUCGUUUGCUCUCAUCAUGCUGUGGCCCAAACUUGCCUUGAGUGUGCAAUAUGAUAUUGCUGGCAGUGUGGUUCAGCCGGACCCAACAGUGAGGAUGCACCUAAUGAACGGGCUGUGUUCUCCUGCCAAGGUCAAGAAUGUGGUGCCUCAUGACAUCGGUGACCCAGAUGAUGAGCCUUGGCAGCGGGUGAAUGCCUACCUCAUUCAUGACACUGCAGACUGGAAGGACUUGAACCUGAAGUUUGUCCUGCAGGUCUACAGGGACUUUCAUCUCACCCAGGACAGACAGUACCUGCAGGACAUGUGGCCCAUCUGCAAGGCGGUGAUGGAGUCGGAGUCCAAGUUUGACCUGGAUGGAGAUGGUCUUAUAGAAAACUCUGGCUAUGCAGACCAGACCUAUGAUGGCUGGCCAGUGACUGGACCAAGUGCGUACUGUGGUGGGCUGUGGUUGGCGUCCCUGUGUGUGAUGUGUAAGAUGGCCAGGCUGGUGGACAAUGAGGAGACACACCAACAUUACAGAGACAUCUUAGACAGAGGCAGUGCUGCUUUUGACAAACUGCUGUGGAACGGAAAGUACUACAACUAUGACAGCAGUGGGAGAGAACUUUCCAACAGUGUCAUGUCUGACCAGUGUGCUGGCCACUGGUUUCUGAGAGCCUCUGGGCUGGGGGAGGGAGACUUCCAGGCUUUUCCAAAAGAAAAAAUCCAGAGUGCACUCAAAUCCGUCUUUGACUUGAAUGUAAUGAGCUUUGCUGGAGGCCAGAUGGGGGCAGUAAACGGCAUGCGUCCUGAAGGAGUGCCAGACCGCUCCAGUGUCCAGUCAGAUGAGGUCUGGACUGGAGUCGUGUAUGGACUGGCAGCCACUAUGAUCCACGAGGGUAUGCGGGAUGAAGGCAUGCGCACGGCAGAGGGCUGCUACCGCACCGUGUGGGAGAGACUCGGCAUGGCGUUCCAGACUCCUGAAGCCUACUGUGAGAAGGGCAUCUAUCGCUCACUGGCUUACAUGAGGCCCCUGAGCAUUUGGGCCAUGCAGCUGGCCCUAAAUACUUCACAGACGAUUCAGACCACAUCAGCUCCAACUGGAGACACGGAUGGGAGCAGGGACACAAUUUGAGAAAAUGCUUGAGCCAUUAGAGUGUUGUGAUUCGUGAGGGACGUCCAGUUCCUUAGAAAAUGACCUCCAAACACUCCCACACUGCAGUGCUCUGGUAGACUGGUUACACACCUUGAAUUUCACUCUCGACCGUCUGUUUUGCUUCGGAUGUUUUGUCGUUUACGGCUUGAGGUCGAAAAACAGUUUUUUUUUGCAGUGCAUGGUUUAUGUACAACAAAGUCGACAACCACUGUAGAUGAUCAUGAAUUAGGUAAAAGGUUCAACAUUUUCCAAGAGCCUGAGGUGUGCAGUGUUGAGGGUGUUUAGGCACUGUCAAAAUCAUAGCCAGUAUGUGUUGCUCAUUAAAAAUUGUGUUCCAGCAACAUACACGACACUUCUACAUUUAACAGUUCGCAAUCAUAAUAAUGAUAAAGUUUGCAGACUUGAAACCGGCUUAUAUGCUAAAUGUUUGAGGACUGUUGUCUGUUAUUAUGCCAGCCACAUGUAGGUAUUAUUGUAAUGAAAUGAAGUCACACGGCCUUGAUUACUGGAUAAGAUGUGUAGACACUUGAAAAAAGUAAUUUUGAAGAUUUUAUUUUCCUCCAAUUAAAUUUGAAUGCUGUAAUAAAUGAUGUAAUAUGCGCUGAGUACUGUUGGGAAUUAUGUCUGAAAGAAUAUAUAUUUUCCCUUUUUAAAAAAAAACAAACAAACAUGUGGUGACUUGUUGCAUGUUGGCCUAUAUCUACAAAAUAUAUAUGAAUGUAGCGGCAACA
Messenger RNA from Paralichthys olivaceus (Japanese flounder), 4119 nucleotides. NCBI's taxonomy places the organism in Eukaryota, Metazoa, Chordata, Actinopteri, Pleuronectiformes, Paralichthyidae. The record is from RefSeq and is a predicted model, not a curated record.